Messenger RNA from Aedes aegypti (yellow fever mosquito), 5269 nucleotides. RefSeq names its product phosphopantothenate--cysteine ligase (gene Ppcs). The transcript is spliced from 3 exons. Bases 522 to 1487 code for a protein of 321 amino acids. Gene Ontology annotation, biological process: coenzyme A biosynthetic process. Gene Ontology annotation, molecular function: phosphopantothenate--cysteine ligase activity. The record is from RefSeq and is a predicted model, not a curated record. Gene Ontology annotation, cellular component: nucleus; cytoplasm. Lineage: Eukaryota; Metazoa; Arthropoda; Insecta; Diptera; Culicidae.
CUUCUUACGUCGGUUUGUUUUGGUUUCUGUUGUGCAUUUGACAGCAUUUCCCACAAUCUGUUUUCCUUUGGUGUACACAAAACAACCGUGUUUUCCACGCAUUUUCUUCCUCCCACUUUCUCGGAAGGUGGCUGUUCAAAGUCAGUGACAGUCGAUAGAAGUGUGUGCGUGCAUCAGACGAGGGAAUGUGUCAAAAGUGAACUGGAAAAAUUUUCCACAUACAAAAAUAAUCUAUCUGCCAGGUGAAAAAAGAAAAGCUUUUACUAACAAGUGUCCGCUUCGCGAGGUUUAUUGCGUUAGUUCGGGAAAACUAGUAGUGACGAGUGACAUUCCAAGCCAUUUAGAAAUCCGGACCCGGACAAGGAUGUUUUUCUAAUUGCAGCCGUCUUGUAUUGUCGCGUUCUUAUCGGAGGAAUUUGUACUUUGACCUUUCCUGGGGAGGACUCCUGGAGGAGACAUUCCAUCACUACUGUUGCCGUAAUCGAAUUGCGGAAACCACGACAGACAAUUCAGGAUUCAGGAUGAGCUCAUCGCACUGGGAGGAAUUUUACGCGACCCAUUUGCCCCCGAACUGCUUCGAGGACAAUCGAUCCCUGCUGAAGGAAUUCUGCGAUCGGCACUUCAAGCUGGACAGUAACAUCGUUCUCAUCACGUCCGGUGGCACUACGGUCCCGCUAGAACACAACACCGUUCGCUUCGUGGAUAACUUCAGUGCCGGCAACCGCGGUUCGGCCUCCGCCGAGUAUUUCCUAGACCAGGGCUAUGCCGUCAUCUUUAUGUAUCGCACCAAAUCGCUGGAACCGUUUUCGCGACAUUUCACCGGCCAACAGCUGCUGGACAUGCUGGAACUGCACGAAGAGGGCAUGAGCACCACCAUAACUGUGAAACCCGACUCUGUGGACGUCCUGGCGCCCAUCCUGGACAAAUACAAAAACGCCCAGGAAACAAACCGGAUGCUGUACAUCACCUUUACCAGCGUGGUCGACUACAUGUGGCUGCUGCGGGCAGCCUGCGAAUGCCUCGCCGCUUUCGAACGGAACGCCCUGCUCUAUCUAGCCGCGGCCGUGUCCGACUUUUACGUCCCCCAGGACGAGAUGCCAACGCACAAGAUCCAAUCGGGUCACGGUGCUCCCACCAUUUCGCUGCAGUUGGUCCCGAAAAUGUUGGCCCCCCUGGUGAGCCUUUGGGUCCCGUUGGCCUACGUGGUCUCCUUCAAGCUGGAAACGGACGAAAACCUGCUGAUUGCCAAAUCGCGCGAAAGCCUCAACAAGUACAAGCACAAACUGGUAAUCGCCAACAUCCUUCAGACUCGCAAGAACCGCGUGGUGUUCGUCACGCAGAAUAAAACCUACGACGUUCUGCUGUCGAAGGAGCAGGCUCACAAGGGUCAGGAGAUCGAGGAGCAGAUCGUGGCCGAUGUGGUCGACCGGCACCAGGAGUUCAUCCGGGAGGGCGAAAUGCAACAGCUGCAGCAACAGCAGCAAUGACCCCUUCGCUCCCCGAGGGCUCUUACAGGUGGUGGUGGUGGACCGCAGCCGCAAUCCCACCAGCCGCAGGGCGACUGCCGGGUUACGAUGCCGCACUUUUGCAAGAUACUGAACCCAGGGAGAAAGUACUGAAGGCGAGGCGCGGCCGGGUAUGUGUUAGUUUUGUUUGUUUCGUCGUUUGGGGGGUUUCGUUGGAACCAAUUGUUGAUUGGACAGAUUGUUUCGUUUCUCGUGUAGGGGCGGGAGGGAUUCGACGGGGCGGUGAAAUUGUAGUUAACGUCGUAUGUGUUAUUACUCGUCUGAUAUAUCUUAUCGUGGAACAAUGGUUAGGCGUAUACAAGCAUAAAACUGAAUUGUGUUUGGUGGUGUUUGUGUGCUACGUAUACAUAGUUGACUUGUAGUUUAGAGAAACACGCUGUAAUAUUAUAAUAAAAAGGAAUAAAAGUGGAACAAAGUUUGAUAUAACUGCACACAAUAUAUUUGACUUGGAUAUCUAUUGGUAAAGUAUAAAGUGAACCUUAAUAUUGUGUGUGUAUGUAGACUAGGCGCAGAAAGGAAUAUGAUGUGAGGGAAUAGGUUUUUUUGUGGGACAGUUUGAAUUAGAAGUAUUUAAAGUUGUACUUGUUCUACUAAGUUGUUGAUUUGUUGGUACUUUUUAGCUACAUCUAUUUAAAUUUGUUAAUUUUGUCUUCUGGCAGGUUAAUCGUUAAGUUAUUUUUUUUUAAGGAUGUAGAGUUGUAGAGUGCGGUGUCUCAGUGCAUAAAUGUUUCUUGUUAAAGUAUAGGGGUUAAAUAAUUAACCCUAACAUCAAUAGCUUCAACACUAUUAGCAUUUUUUUCUCCGUUGAAUCGUACUAGACAGAGGCUGAUUAUCAUCUUGGUGUUCUAAAAGGUUCUAAAAGCACUUACACAAUUAUGAACUAAGACCUUUGUAUGCCAUGUUUUAAAGCGUAAAAAAAACAUCAAACAAAGCUUUAUCAAUCUUCAUCCUCACCAGCCAGAAUACUAGUCUUCCUCUAUUUCUACCUGUAACCACGCAAUUCCUUUUGAUGAUGAUGAUGAUGAUAUAGGCUGCCAUCUAUUGUAGCAAGGUAUCCACCGGUAGCAAUGGCCUAUUCUAACAAAACAAUUUGUUCAAGAUUGUAUGACUAUUCGUAUUCAAUCAUACUCCUGUCUGAAGGGCCAAAAACGAAUGGCGGACCCGUAAGCAGAGACACUUACGCGAAACCCGCAAGGAAAAAGAAUCUCCUUCCAAAAGUAAGUUCACACGAUCAGUCGUACAAUCAAGCCCUUGCUUGUCAGAAAGACCCAAUAGAUGGGAAGAAGAGCCCGCCCUUUUUCCACGAAAUGUUAGCGAUAGGAAGUUGACAGUUUCACUCUUCCUAUCCAUCUCGCUUCAAUCGGGUGCCCUGAUGGUCCCACCCAACCCAAAAUGCAUAUAACAUUGGAAAUAUAAUCAAAUAACACAAGUCAUCAUGGAAAGAUCUCACCGGUUUUUUAUCCUUGUUGUAUUUUGAAGCUGGUCGUCGCAACGAUGUCGUCGAACUAUUUCACCGUUAGCUAUAAAGUAUCAUUUAUGCGAAAUUGUUCAAAAACCGAGAAAAAAAAACAAACUUCCACUCUUCCGAUAAAGCGAUACGAAAAUCAAAUCCACUUGUUGGUCUUCUCAAACUGCACUGCCCGAAACCCGAAAAAAAAACUUCCAUUCCGACGAACCGAAAGCCAAAAAAAAAAACACUUCUGCUAUGCAAAAACUGUACCCGUUUGCUGGGCUUCUCCAAAUGAAGAUCAAACGGUAGAGUUGCCAAAAUCGAACGGGCACUGUAUUAAAUUUGCAACACUCCAAUUGAACACCACUGUACAUGCCCAGUUUUCUAACCGUACCGUCAUCUUGCUCAUACCCGCUUCUCUUUCCCGCUUCCGAAAGAUCACUUUAAUCAGUUGGUGUGGGUAAGACUCGCAAGCGAAAAUUCUCCACACGUUCACCUCUCUCACCACACCACAUCCACCCGUCCUACCUUUCACUACCACUACUACUGAGACCGCGUUCACUCAUACACAAAUCGCUUCCCCCGCGCAUGCUGUCGCCAAUCCUUUUUUUUCACAGCAAUUCCACUUUUUUAAAUUCUGAAUUAUUAACUUUUAAUCCAUUUUCCAACUGAAAUUUAACUUGCACUCGCGACUUUGCUCUUUUCUGCGUUCGGAUAUGUAUUUUUCGUCGAUUUUACUUUGAUAUUUCCACAUUUUUUCACAACCACGCAAUUCCUUUUGGUAGAAGCCUAAACUGCCCAUAAACGCAUAAUUGUCCCAUGUGUUGUGCAUGAUCCAAAUUAUGCAUACGUCUUGUACAACUGUUCUAAAAUAUUGUCUAUCUAACAUACGGUCAAAAACUUUCUGAUUAAGUAUAUUUAUUGGGUUUAUUGACUGCAUUAAACUGAUGAAGCUUUGUGUUAAGUAUUUUUUGUGUGCACUUUGAAUGCAGUUUCCUGCGAGACAAGCAAACAAACAACGGUUAGCACUCGUGGAAAAGAUUUUGUUCAAUUUGAACGACUUAAAUGUUGGACUCCGCACCCCAUAGGUUAAAACGAAUAUUAUUGCGGCUAUUAUUGUGAUGGCUAAUUGAUUUAUCCCUUAGAAGGUCAUAAUUUCACUGGACAUUAAAACCCAGUUUUGAUGGUCCGAUCUGCUCGUUGAGAAAUGACACCUCUCAUGCUUCUAACGAUCCACGCAGACAAUUAACCUGGUUAACUUUGUCCAGCAUAUUUUCUAACACCGUUGCCCUGGACGGUCCUUAAGGCAACGCAGCCUCUCGAUCUUGGUUUCAGGAAAAAAAAAGAAGCUGAUACCGUGAAGGCCCCAUACUCUGCGCACUUAAGGCUUUUCAAAUUUCAAACAGCUGUAAUUAAUUGAAAACAAAACACAAUACUCUGAAAUUUAGGGAGCAAAUACUCAUUGAUCUUAUGUAUGAGGAAAAAAUAUAAAAGCUUCACUAAGUAAUAAUUUUUAUUGCAAAUUUCAAAUUUUUCUCAAAGGUGUUCGUGUUCCUAACUUUGCGCACUCAUUUUUGCAAUGCUCCUUAUUCUGCGCAUUUAGGUUCCUAACUCUGCGCACUCGAUAAAUUCUUUAUAACAGUUGAAGUAUUUUACUAAAAGCAUUACUAGCAUUUAAACUCUGCAUCAAUCUUCAUUUUCUUGCAUUAUACGGCUUUACGUCCCCAGUGGAGCGUGGAAUGUCUCUAACAUAGAAGUUUACUAAGUGAAGUAAAUUUUAUCUAUAAUUUAAUCCAUUAUAAUUACUGUUACUGAAGUGCAACUCCCAAAAUACUCGAAAUCAUCAUAUGAUUUCCAAAACAUGUAAUUAACUUAGUUUUCUAAAAUCUAAACCAACAUACAAAAAGGGUACAAACUACGUCUUUUUUGCGUUCACCCUUGGCGUGCAGAGGAAAAUUAGCUUUGACUGUUUAUGUAUUUUCACUAGAAAAUAUAAAAACCAAAUUUUCUUUUAUUCAAUUCGGAUCCGGGUUUGGUAUUAAAUAAUUGUCUCGAAUUCGGGUCGGAUCCGGGUUUGAAGAAAAUAAAUAAGAACGUGGUUUUGGUUUGUUAUAAGUCAAACCCGAACAUUUCUAUUAAAUACAAAGAAUAGUUUGAGCGAAAGGGUAUACUAAUUCUUAAGCGAGACGUAAUUAAUGAACGAUUCCUGUUACAGAUCAAUAACAGUACUUUAUUGGCGUUUCUAUAUAGUAAAUACGAUUAAACCUCGAUGUUUCAUUACUCGAUAUUGACU